This is a messenger RNA of Solanum verrucosum, 1680 nucleotides long. RefSeq lists its product as uncharacterized. The transcript is spliced from 6 exons. The coding region runs from base 1 to 1680 and encodes 559 amino acids. The record is from RefSeq and is a predicted model, not a curated record. Lineage: Eukaryota; Viridiplantae; Streptophyta; Magnoliopsida; Solanales; Solanaceae.
AUGGAUCCAGUUUUGAUUGCUAACGAAGCAGUAAACUCCAGGACUAAGCAGAACAAGCCUGACAUUCUUUGCAAGUUAGACAUAGAAAAAACGUACGAUCAUGUUAACUGGAAGUACCUGAUGAAAAUCUUAGAAAGCAUGGGAUUUGGACAAAAGUGGAUGAACUGGAUUAUGUUCUGUAUCUCAACAAUAAACUUUUAUGUUCUAAUCAAUGGGCUUCCUGCAGGAUUUUUCAGCUCACAAAGAGGGCUCAGGCAAGGUUUUGAUGUGUUGAGAGAUGGUGCUGAAAGUUUGGAAGUGACACACCUUCAAUAUGCCGAUGAUACACUCAUCUUUUGUGGAGCAGAGGAAGAACAACUGAAAUAUGUAAGGGUGAUACUGGUCCUAUUUGAAGGGGUAUCUGGCCUGCACAUUAAUAGGUGGAAAAGCUUUAUGUAUCCCAUUAAUGAGGUCAAUAAUAUGAGUUAUAUAGCCUCAAUUCUUGGGGGUGUAGUUGCCACUUUGCCAACAACCUACUUAGGCAUGCCUUUGGGAGCAAAAUCCAAGUUUAUUGAAAUUUGGAAUGGCGUGAUAGAGAAGUGCGAGAAAAAAUUGGCUAGAUGGAAAACUCAAUACUUAUCAAUGGGAGGGAGGUUGACCCUCAUCAACUCGGUACUUAAUGCUCUACCAAUAUACAUGAUGUCAUUAUUUCCUAUUCCAACAAGGGUCAUCAAAAAAUUGGAUAGGAUAAGAAGGAAUUUUUUGUGGCAAGGUAACAACGAGAAGAAAAGAUUUCACCUGGUGAAAUGGGAAUCUGUGGUAACUGGGAAAAAGAAUGACGGAUUGGGAAUAAAAAAUCUGAUAUUCCAAAGUGAAGCACUCAGAAUGAAAUGGUUGUGGAGGUACUUAUUUGAAGAUCAGUUAAUGUGGAAAAGAGUGGUAGGUGCCAAAUAUGAGGCGGAAGAUAGUUGGAUGACCAAGGAUGUGAGUUCACUUUAUGAGGCUGAAGAGGAUGCAUUAUGGUGGAAAGGAAGCAUCAAAGGUAUAUUUAAAGUAGGUGCAGCUUACAGGGUAUUCUUGAGUCUCAAAGACAUAUCCUGGGCUAUGCCUAGGAGAAUUACUGAAGCCCUAAAAAGUUGGGAGGAGGCAGGAGUGCUAGCUAAAAACAGAACGAGAUGGAGAAUUAUCCCUGCUUCAAUCUGGUGGGCAACCUGGAAAGAGAGAAAUUCUAGGUGUUUUGAGAGCGUAGAGAAUACUUCUAUGUCUACUGUUACUUGCCUUCGUCAGCGGUUGUUAACUUGCUCAUCUGGUGUUGUACCGACAAAAAAGUUACGUUUAGAUGAGACAAGUAGUGAUUUGGAUCGGAUUUCCCUUUUGGGAGGAUAUGCUAUUCAUGUUGUUCAACAUUACUCUACAUUGACUGCUGGACAAAAGACUCCUUCUUUGGAAUGGACUGCUAUUUUUGGACAUGAUAGUGAAGACUGCCCUUUUGGGAGGAUAUUGCCUGUUGUUGAACAUUACUCUACAUUGGCUGCUGGACAAGGGAUUUCUUCUUUGGAAUGGACUGCUACUUUUAGACAUGAUAGUGAAGGGACUAGAUAUGAGACUGAUACUGAUUUAGUACAUGGGAUUGAUGCUGUGGGAUGGACUGAACCUGUAGAAGGCUUGUUGUUGGACAACAAUUUAGAUGAUGCUCAUUAG